AUGGGUAUUCUAGGCUUGUCAAAGUUAAUAGCAGACGUAGCUCCGGAAGCUAUCAAAGAACGAGAAUUAAAGCAUUAUUUUGGUCGCAAGAUUGCUAUUGAUGCAUCUAUGUGUUUGUAUCAGUUCCUUAUAGCUGUCCGUAGUGAAGGAGCGCAGCUUACUACUGUAGAUGGUGAAACAACCAGCCAUUUAAUGGGUACGUUUUAUCGUACCAUACGCAUGGUAGAACAGGGGAUAAAGCCUGUAUAUGUAUUUGAUGGAAAACCACCCAAUCUGAAAAGUGGAGAAUUAGCUAAAAGAGCUGAAAGAAGGGAUGAGGCACAGAAACUCCUGCAGGCUGCCGAAGAAGAUGGAAAUGUGGAAGCUAUUGACAAAUUUAAUAGGAGAUUGGUUAAAGUUACGAAAACUCAUGCUGAUGAAGCUAAAGAAUUGCUUCAUUUAAUGGGUAUACCUUAUGUUGAUGCUCCUUGCGAGGCUGAAGCACAGUGUGCCGCUUUAGUGAAAGCCGGUAAAGUUUUUGCCACUGCUACGGAGGAUAUGGAUGCGCUCACUUUUGGAUGCAAUGUGCUACUUCGACGUUUAACCUUUAGCGAAGCCAGGAAGUUGCCAGUACAGGAGAUUCAUUUUGAUAAAGUUCUUGCAGGCUUAGAACUAAAUCAUAAUGAAUUUAUUGAUCUCUGUAUUAUGUUGGGUUGCGAUUAUACAAAUAGUAUCAAAGGGGUUGGUCCAAAAAGGGCAAUAGAGUUAAUAAAAAAUCAUAGGUCUCUUGAAAAAAUUAUCGAAAACAUAGAUAUCAAGAAAUAUCCUAUUCCGGAAGAUUGGAAUUACAAAGAGGCAAGAUUAUUGUUUCAAGAACCAGAAGUGUCGAAUUCAGAUGACAUCCAGUUAAAAUGGUCCGAACCCGAUGAAGAGGGAUUGGUGAAAUUUUUGUGUGGUGACAAGCAGUUUAACGAGGAACGUGUUAGAAACGGAGCCAAAAAACUUCACAAGGCUCGAAACACGUCUACGCAAGGCCGAUUGGAUUCAUUUUUCAAAGUUUUACCGAAUUCAACUCCGACUCCAAAGCGAAAGGCAGAAGAAAAAAAACUUCCGGCUAAAAAAGCAAAGGCAGGUAACAGCAAAUUUCGCGGUAAAGCAAAGUGAGAGUAAUUUUGUAAAUUUGAUAAGAACGUAUAGCAAUGCUAAUAGUGUACUUUUGUAUAAAACGCUAUCUCGAUACAGUUGAUACACGUGUCGCGUAUUUAUAAAUUACUACACUGCAUUUUCAACUG
Molecule: messenger RNA, 1271 nt
Organism: Cyphomyrmex costatus
Lineage: Eukaryota; Metazoa; Arthropoda; Insecta; Hymenoptera; Formicidae
Gene: Fen1
Product: Flap structure-specific endonuclease 1
Exons: 8
Coding region: 1-1143 (380 amino acids)
Cellular component (GO): nucleus
Molecular function (GO): magnesium ion binding; 5'-flap endonuclease activity; RNA-DNA hybrid ribonuclease activity
Source: RefSeq, a predicted model, not a curated record